GAUCCUUGGAGCUUGAGUGUGAUGCAAAUCGGACCCCGAAUGCUGAAAUCUCCUGCUUAAGGCGAUUUCUGUGUUGGGCAGGCUUCUUCGUCCCAGUCUGUUGCGAGGUUUGCCUGCAUGCGAAGCAGGGGUUCAACAAGUCCGAGAUCUUGCGAGAGGAUGGUCUGUUGCCACCGCAGCUGGAUGAAUUCCUCACUUUUGCAGAGCUGGUCUGCCGUGUCUGUUUGGCACAGGUCCUCAUGUUCAUGGUCUGGCAAUUUGGCCGGGCACUGGCGCACAACAAGGUGUGUCAGUUGCUGAGCAGUUGCCAGCACUCCACGCCUUCGCGGCUGUUGCCAGCACUGGCUCUUGCGCUCUUCACGUUCGCUAUUGGCGUUUGGGGUUGCAAUGUGGGCGACGAGGGACUGCCGGCAUGGGCAUUGAGCUACAGUCACGUCUGCGACAUCUUCUGCCACGGCAUCGUGGCAUCGGCGCUGAUGGGCCUAGGAUUUGACGUGGUACGAGCAGCACGUGAGGGAUGGCUGUUGAACCUCUUCAAGCAGUUCGUGUUCUGUCAGGACACCGUGGAAGCGCACGGAGUUUCUGGUCGCGAGGGUGAGACAGAGUUUGGUCAAUUCCUGACCCUAUCCUUCCACAGCACGCAGUCUGCCUCUGAAGCACAUGCUGGCCACAAGAGCCUGUGCGACAUUCUGCGGAUCUGCUUCAUGUGGACAUCUUUUCUUUUCAUGCUGUGGGCCUACACACUAUCUGUGUACUUUCCUGGCCUUGCCCCAGAGUGGAUUGGGACAUUCGUGGACUUCGUGGGCAGAUUCUGCUGGGCCGGCAUUAGCUUCUGGCUUGUGUCCUGUGCUCUCAGCAUGCGAGAUACCGCCAGAUGCCAUCGACGGGAAGCUAAUCCCGGUCAAAGCGGCGACCUCCCUACCGCUCGGCCAGACGCUGAGGAUACCGCCGAGGUCGGUGUCACAGCUGGUGGACGACCGCUUCUCACAACCGCGCUCGCCUCCACAUGCCAGGGCGCAGCGAGCAACGACAUGCUGACGCCGGCCAGAUAG
This is a messenger RNA of Symbiodinium sp. CCMP2456, 1052 nucleotides long. The record is from the annotation of a GenBank genome assembly. Lineage: Eukaryota; Dinophyceae; Suessiales; Symbiodiniaceae.